Molecule: messenger RNA, 2419 nt
Organism: Varroa destructor (honeybee mite)
Lineage: Eukaryota; Metazoa; Arthropoda; Arachnida; Mesostigmata; Varroidae
Product: cytochrome P450 4V2-like
Molecular function (GO): oxidoreductase activity, acting on paired donors, with incorporation or reduction of molecular oxygen; monooxygenase activity; iron ion binding
Source: RefSeq, a predicted model, not a curated record
ACGCUUAGUAGAAGGACGGUGGACAACUGCGUUAAGAGGCGACACAGACAAAGGCACAAAUUGGCUCAGUUUUCUCCGUGUGCAAAAGACUGUGCUUAAGCAAACAGAAGCGUUGACUUUAAGGUUCAUCUGGAUUUGCCGCUGUUUGUGUACUCAAGUUGGAGCAAUGACGUACGUUGGAAGCUGGCUGUUGAUACUGGAAUUAAUAACUGUUAUGCUGAUUACGGCCUACGUGGCAGCGUUUCUUAAGCGUCGCCAAACUAUUAUUGCCUAUCCAAUCCCUGGACCCCAGCCUUCAAUUCUUAACAUUUUCUGGCCCUUUGGGUCUGAGCUCUAUAUCGUCAUGGAACAAUAUAUGAAAAACGUGCGAGCCGGUCAAGCCCUGUACGAGCUAAUGGACUCAUUGACCUCGAAAUAUAGAUCAUAUGGCCUAUACCGCAUGUGGUUCACUUUCAGACCCAUCGUUGUACUGACGCGGGGAAAUAGAGCUGACUGUCUAUUGAAGAGCACGGUCGAAACUUACAAAGCAAAAGAAGUUGCUCUCAUUGAAACUUGGCUAGGACAGGGACUACUUACAAGCAAUGGACCGAAGUGGCAGCGUAAACGCAAGAUGUUGACUCCCGUCUUUCACUUCAAUAUCCUGGAAGAAUUCAUGCCCACCAUGAAUAAACAAGCAGCUCAGCUCACCGAAAUUCUUUUGGAACAGCAAAAUAAGAGGAUCGAUAUAUUCAGCUACCUUGGAAAGUGCGCUCUAAAUAUCAUUUGCGAGACGGCAAUGGGCAUAUCAAUAGACGCUCAACGUACAGAAAACGAAUAUAUAAACAGCUUACGGCUGAUAACUGAAGGCUACAUGAAGCGUCAUUUAACUCCCUGGCUAUGGUCAGACAUUAUAUACCGGAUUUCUCCUAGCGGACGGGAAUACUUCCGUAAUCUCAAGGUUGCGCACGAAUUUACCCGUAAGGUAAUAUCGAUAAGGAUGAAGGAACUGCAAGAACAGCCAUCUCUGACCGAAGAAGUCGCUGACGAAAGCGGAGUUACACGGAAAAAACGACCAUUACUUGAUAGCUUGCUGACAAAACACCUCCAGGAUAAGGAACCGACGAUGGAAGAGAUCAGGGAGGAGAUAGACACGUUCAUAUUUACGGGACACGAUACGGUCGCUGUAGCUCUUAUGUGGUCACUGUAUUUACUUGGACUUCAUCCCGAAGUUCAGGCGAAGGUUCACGAUGAAUUAGAUCGAGUUUUCGGCGAUGAUCGUACAAGAGCCAUUAUAACCGAGGACCUAAACAAACUUAAGUAUCUUGAAUGCGUUAUUAAAGAAACGCUCAGAUUAUAUCCGUCGGCUCCGCUGAUUGCCCGGGAGGUAAUACAUGGAUGUAAUAUAGGAGAAUAUCAUUUGACGUCUGGAGUCACUGUCUUCAUCGAUAUCUUCCAUAUUCAUCGAGAUCCAGAGGUGUUUGAGAAUGCAGAAAAGUUCGAUCCUGAUCGCUUUCUUCCUCAAAAUGCGGCGAACUUAAAGCCUUACGCCUUCAUACCUUUUUCGGGAGGGCCGAGGAACUGCGUGGGGCAGAAGUUCGCUAUUCAGGAGGAUAAAAUUGUCCUGGCGACACUUCUUCGCAGGCUGCAAGUAAAAUCGCUCGUUCCUCAGGAGCGUAUGAAAGUUUUUUUUGAGGUCGUAUUGCGACCAGCUGAAUUAAUCGAGCUUGAGGUCAGGGAACGACCAAAGGAUAAUAACAACUACUUCAAAUAAAGAGUAAAAUUGCACGACUGCACAUAUUAAAUUUUUUGCACGAACAGCGGCUACCUGAACUGUUGUUUCACUUUUACCUGAGUGUAGUACCUAUCUAACCCUGUAUCGUUUUCAAACUUCGAUUAGUUUUUUUUUUAUUCCAUAAGCUCUUGAAUGAGUUUCAGAACCCCUCUCUAAUGUCUAGACAAGGUAGUGGCAUUUUAUUACAUCACAGACUAGAGUACUCUCAUUCAUCUCUAAACAUAGUUACUACAUUAGAACCUGCAGACCCUAAUUUUCACUUUCCGUUAUCGGUUUUAUGACCUAUUUAUACGUCUAAAUAUUAUAAUGUAACGACCAGCUGAGACUAUUAUAAAGAUCUCGGACAAAUUAAUGAUUCGAAGCUCGGUGUAUGACAUAAACAAUUUGGUAACUUUAAAAAAACUGCUCUAAAUACUUUCGAAGUCAACAGUGAAUACCAAUGAGGCCAAAAUCCAUCUACCUGCAUUUAACUGUUCCUCGUCAAACAAUAAGGAUUUUAAUGUCGCAGUUUAUCAUAUUAAGAAUCGGCAGAAAUAUACCAACAUACGUUUGAAUCUACCUAAGGCAUCGAUAUUUAUUGUAUUAAGAUUUGUCGUGCCCGGAUAAUGUAUCUCUAUUCAAGCCAUAUCUUCUAUACAUAAAAAAAAC